UACACACAAGUAAUUAAUCUUUAAUUAAGUUAUAAUUCUUACAGCUUGUGAAAAUUAUUUUAUUAAUUUUUUAAUUUUUAACCCAAGUACCAAACCACGAUCAAUAUGAAUUGUGGAAUGAAGUUUGUGAAAUAUUCUUUGUUUGCCUUCAAUCUUGUCUUCUUUAUAUUUGCGAUGGCUUUGAUUGGAGUUGGUGCAGCCGUGGAAAUCAAAUACAGAAGUCUUGUCACAGUUACUGGAAGCGCAAUAUCUGCUGCUCCAAUCCUACUUAUAUGCAUUGGGGUCUUCAUAUUCUUUGUUUCAUUCUUUGGUUGCUGUGGAGCCUACAAGGAGAAUUACUGCAUGGUAUCCACUUUUGCGAUCCUGAUGGCCCUCAUCUUCAUCCUUGAGGUUGGAGCCACUAUCUCCGCUUAUGUUCUUCGGGGGAAGAUCAAGAUGUAUUUGGAAAAAUCGUUCACAAAAUCAAUUGAAGAAUACAAGACCAGCACUAAAGGGGCGUUCAACUUUGUGCAGAAAACUUUCCAUUGUUGCGGAUCAACCAAUGAAUCGGACUGGAGUAGAAGCGUUGUGUUUCAACAAGAAGCAAACCAAACGAGAAUCAAACAUAAUAUUCCCCUCAAUGAAUCAGCCAGCUACUACGUCCCUGACAGUUGUUGCAAACAGAUGAUACCUCAGUGUGGAAUUAAAAGUAACAGAGUUCUCAAUAACAAGGGAUGUGUGGCAACCAUUGAAGCUUCUUUCAAGAAGAAUAUCGUCACAGUUGGUGGAAUAGGAUUGGCUGUUAUAUUUAUACAGAUCAUUGGCUUCAUAUUCUCAUGUAUGUUGAUGAGGACGAUCAAGUCUCAAUAUGAUGUUGUAUAGUAAGGUUUGAUCACCAACCAUAAAGUGCUUACUUUAGUGCAAUAUUGGUUUAUAUCAUGUUUGCUUUGGUGUUGUGUAGUUAGUAGUGCCUUAUAGUAUAUGCCAUCCUUUAUAUACACAUUGUUUCAUGUUAUUGGAUCAGGAUUUAUAACACAUGCUGCAUGAAUAUGAGUGAAUAUGCUGCAAAGUGAAUUUCUAAUCAUUUUUGAAUAUCCAAAGUCGCUGCCAAUUCCAGUUGCAUUUUAAUCAACUUUGUUUAUUGGUUUCUCUACUCAGAAUUAGAAUAAACUUUGGGGUAAAAUCAAA
Molecule: messenger RNA, 1167 nt
Organism: Ciona intestinalis (vase tunicate)
Lineage: Eukaryota; Metazoa; Chordata; Ascidiacea; Phlebobranchia; Cionidae
Source: RefSeq, a predicted model, not a curated record